CCAGCCAAUCAGGAAGCUUCCUCACCUCCUCCUCGUUCACUGUGCUGCUGGUCGUUUACUCCACCUGCCUCCCUUCUGGUUGCCAUAGUUACCAUCUUUACCCGAUUCAGUUACCUAGGCGAUAGUCAGUGAUAUAUCUUUGUUAAUAACUGCUCAUCAUAUCAAUGAGAUUAUUUUGUAAUUGGUGAUCGAUAACCUAUCGGUGACGUCAUUCUACUUCCUUUAUGUGCGGGAAGUCGGUGAGGUAGAUUGAAAAAAAAAAAAAAAAAAAGCGCUGCUGAUCAGCCAAUCUGCAGCCCGUCUGUCUCUGCGGGCUUUCUUCUCCACCCUCCGCUCCGCAGCAGAGAUGCUCCCGCCAGCUCUGCCCUGCCUCGGAACGCGGUGAUCGGACUGGUAGUAGAUCGGCAGGUCGGUGCAGGUCUCUCCAUCAUGGUGCAGAAAUCCCGGAACGGCGGGGUGUUUCCCGGAGCACAGGCGGACCAGAAGAAGCUGAAGGUUGGCUUCGUGGGCCUGGAGGCCGGAGGGACCGAGUCCAGCAGGGACGGAGCGCUGCUUAUUGCAGGUGGAGAUGAAGGUCCUCGGCGUCAGCGCAGCAGCGUCUCUGGAGGAAAGAAACCUCCCAAACGAAACGCUCUCUACAGACGACUGCAGAACUUCCUGUACAACGUCCUGGAGAGACCUCGCGGAUGGGCCUUCAUCUAUCACGCCUACGUGUUCCUGCUGGUGUUCUCCUGCCUGGUUCUGUCUGUGUUCUCCACCAUCAGAGAAUAUGAGAAGAGCUCAGAGGACGCCCUCUAUAUCCUGGAGGUGGUUACCAUCGUGGUGUUUGGGGUGGAGUACAUGGUGAGGAUCUGGGCCGCAGGCUGCUGUUGUCGCUAUCGCGGAUGGAGAGGACGACUUAAAUUUGCCAGAAAACCGUUCUGUGUCAUCGACAUCAUGGUACUGAUAGCGUCCAUCUCUGUCCUGGCUGCGGGGACUCAAGGAAACGUUUUUGCCACAUCAGCCAUCAGGUCUCUUCGGUUUCUCCAGAUUCUCCGAAUGAUCCGGAUGGACCGACGAGGAGGAACCUGGAAACUGCUGGGAUCAGUGGUCUACGCCCACAGCAAGGAGCUGAUCACAGCCUGGUAUAUCGGCUUCCUGUGUCUCAUUCUGGCCAGUUUCCUGGUUUACUUAGCUGAAAAAGAGGAUAAUGAGCAGUUUGAGACGUAUGCUGACGCCCUCUGGUGGGGAUUGAUCACCUUGACAACCAUUGGCUAUGGAGACAAGUUCCCCAUCACCUGGAAUGGACGUCUGCUGGCUGCAACCUUCACACUGAUCGGAGUUUCAUUCUUUGCUCUUCCAGCUGGCAUUCUGGGUUCUGGUUUUGCUCUGAAGGUUCAGGAGCAGCACAGACAGAAACACUUUGAGAAGAGACGAAACCCAGCAGCCGGGCUUAUACAGGCGGCCUGGAGGGUUUACGCGACCAAUCUGAGCCGAACCGAUCUGACUUCGACCUGGGAUUAUUAUGAGCGGACAGUGUCAGUUCCCAUGUACAGGCUAAUUCCUCCUCUCAAUCAGCUGGACUUACUGAGGAACCUCAAGAACAAGUCGGGACUUUCUUUCAGGAAAGACGUCCAGCCUGAACCUUCUCCCAGCCAGAAAGUCAGUCUGAAGGAGAGGGUCUUCUCAUCCCCCCGGAGUUCUGGAACCAAAGGGAAAGGCUCUCCUCAGCAUGUUCCUGCAGUUGGCACUGGUGUUGGUCCUGGAGUGGGCGUUGGUCCUGGAGUUCCUGUAGUUCCUGGAACUCCUGGAGGAAUCCAGGCUUUGCGGAGAUCCCCCAGCAUGGAACCCAGUCUAGAGGAGAGUCCCAGCAAAGUUCCAAAGAGCUGGAGCUUUGGAGAACGCAGCAGAACCAGACAGGCCUUCAGAAUCCGAGGAGCCGCUUCUCGCCAGAACUCUGAAGUGCUGAUAGAGAUGCAGGAUGAAGAGUUCAGACAGAAGAGCUCCCCAGAAGCCAGCCUGCCAGGAGAAGACAUGGCAGAUGACAAUAAGAGCUGUCACUGUGAGUUCGUCCCCCAAGACCUGACGCCAGGGUUAAAGGUCACCAUCAGAGCCAUCUGCAUCAUGCGCUUCAUGGUAUCAAAGAGAAAGUUUAAGGAAAGUCUUCGCCCCUAUGAUGUCAUGGAUGUGAUUGAACAGUAUUCAGCGGGACACCUGGACAUGCUCGCCCGCAUUAAGAACCUCCAGGCCAGGGUGGAUCAGAUAGUUGGAAGAGGAACACCAACUGCAGACAAGGACCGUCCUAAAGCUGCUGGGGAAGAACUACCUGAGGACCCAAGCAUGAUGGGACGGCUGGGGAAGGUUGAGAAGCAGGUCCUGUCAAUGGAGAGGAAGUUGGACUUUCUGGUAAAUAUCUACGUUCAGCGAAUGGGAAUUCCUCAGGCUGAGACUGAUGCCUAUUUUGGAUCCAAGGAGCCGGACCCAGCCCCACCUUAUCACAGUCCAGUGGACCACUUGGUUAAGAGCCAGUCCAUCUCCAAGAUCUUGCAGGUGUUGCCUGGGGAGCAAGUAGAGAAGAAUCGGUUUGUAACAAAGAUGGUUCGCUCCAGCAGCUCGACCGGACACAGGAACUACACUGCUCCCACCUGUCCACCCUCCACUUCCUGGCAACCAAUCAGCUCCCAACUCCAACCACAUGCUCCUGCCCCUCCUCAGCGUAGCCAUGGAAACACUCCAAGUCCAGUGGGGGAUGCGUCACUGGUUCGACUACCCCCACCUCCUGCUGGAGAGAGACAUGGUGGGAACCGAUCAAACCGCCACAGUGCUGGAGAGCGAGGGGGUUCAGAGAGACCGGAGAGGGGGGGAGAGGUGUCCAACGGGACUGGGGCAGGUGGCGGGGAAGAGGUGAAGCCUGAAAGCGAUACCUCCAUCUCCAUCCCAUCAGUGGACCACGAGGAACUGGAGCGAUCUUUCAGUGGUUUCUCUAUCUCCCAGUCUAGAGAGAACCUGGACUUCCUGAACAACAGCUUCUACUCCGCCUCCAACCUGGGGGAGCACCAGGCGGGGGGAGGCGCCGCCCGCUGUGCCGCUGUCCGUCCUUACAUCGCAGAGGGCGAGUCGGACUCAGACUCCGAACUCUGUGCCCCUUCGCCUCACUCAGACCGGGCCUGGACCGGUACCAAGUGAAAACACAGGUAAUCCAGAGCUGAACCAGCAGAACCCUUCUUAAAACUGAGAUGAUGACCUCUUUUAUGAUGGAAAACUAUUUCACAGAGACUUUAAACACCAGCUGGAGGAUCACAGUGGGGCAUUGUGGGUACUGACGGCGCUUAGCAGCCGGAGGCCCGGUUGACACCAGUAUUGGACUUUUGUACUGCACAUGUUUGUUCUGUUUAUGACACUCCAGCACCUUAUUGGUUUCUAUAGACUCACUGUAAAGAACCUGGUUAGCAUGAUGGAAAUGUCAUGUGACUGACGUAUUAACUUGUUCUGUACUUCCUGUUCAGAGCUCAGGACCAGUCUAUAUACUGAGGCCUGAUCCCUGAACCCUCACAGACCCUAAGAGCUGGUACACACCAAACCAAUGAUCGCCUGUAUCCUGGAAAACCAGCAGCAUUUCAAGACAAAGACUGUGUCCAGUUAUUAGCCAAAUCAUCACAUCAGUGUAAAAAGACAUAAAUGUCCAUAGCAGAUGGGGAGCUGGCCGAACAUAGCUAAAAAACUAAACAAAGCAGUAACAUUCACUGACUGUAGAGGUUAGUCUGUAGUUGGGGGAAAUGGCUUGUUAGAUAUUCAUUUUAUAGGUGGUGUUGGCAGCAUUAAGGCUGACAGUAUACUUGUUUUUAAUUACACAUAUAUGUGUUUAUCCCGGCUGUUUUGUGUAUUUUGUGUUUGAAGCGUCAUUUGUGAACGUCCUCAGAAAUUAGUGCUGCAUGUUCAGAAGCUGCAGUGAGUAACCAGUAGGGGCAGUGUAGGAAGCAGUCUGGAUGAAAGUAGGGUCACAGGGUUGACAGGGGUAAAAAUGAUGAAAAAGUUUAAAAGACCAGAAUCAGUUUGCCUGGUUUAGGGUCCUUGGAUAUCAUCCACCAUACUGUGGUUGUUAUUUUUUCAUGCUUUGACCUUAAAUUAACAAAACUCUAACCUUCUCUAUUGUCUUCAUGGUCAUCAUCAACAACGUACAAAUUCAGCAACCA
Molecule: messenger RNA, 4172 nt
Organism: Melanotaenia boesemani (Boeseman's rainbowfish)
Lineage: Eukaryota; Metazoa; Chordata; Actinopteri; Atheriniformes; Melanotaeniidae
Gene: kcnq2b
Product: potassium voltage-gated channel subfamily KQT member 2
Exons: 19
Coding region: 430-3165 (911 amino acids)
Biological process (GO): potassium ion transport; transmembrane transport
Cellular component (GO): membrane
Molecular function (GO): voltage-gated potassium channel activity
Source: RefSeq, a predicted model, not a curated record